AUGGCAUUCACCGACCAAGAGCGUACCGUCAUGCUGGAGAGCUCGACAACCACCUCUCCUUCCGCUCCUAGCUUUUCGCACUGGUACAUCAUCACUGGUCCGUGCUCAAAAGCUACAGUGGACAAAAUCACGCUCGGUGCGCUGCAACGUUUAUGGCACCCCUCAUUUAAUAUGCUUCGUGACCCAGCCCAUCCUCCUCGAUAUCGCCCACCACAUCUCUUGCUUCCACCCCGCCUCUGGCGUGAUUUUUGGUCCCUCUGCCUUCCCGCCAAGGCUUUUACGCCAUGGUGGCGUCUGCUGCAUGGCCACCUCUCGGUUCAGGCUCGCCUGCACUCCAUCAACGUUGUGAAGUAUCCUUCCCCUCUUUGUAAGGUAUGCCAGGAGGCGCCUGAAGAUGAAUACCACAUGGUCAUCGGCUGCAGUAGUAAGUCCCUUUUCUGGUAUGAGGUAGCCUCCCAUCUCGGUCUUACUCCUAAGUUCCCUACUGACGCUGCCAUUUGGCUUGGGCUGACUACCCUUCAUGGCCAGGACAACCAUCCUCUAGACAUCUCCAUCUUGGAACUUCUUGGCGCUGCCUUCUCUUGCGUGUGGCAACAUCAUUGGGGCUGCACCCUUGAUGGUAAAUCAUGGCUUACUCGAGCAGUUUUCUCGUCUUUUCUUGCCGAUAACGCCAAGUUAAUUUCCUCUUUCGUAGACAUGUAA
Messenger RNA from Mucor velutinosus, 702 nucleotides. It is a transcript of the gene rpb3, whose product is annotated as RNA polymerase II subunit 3. Lineage: Eukaryota; Fungi; Mucoromycota; Mucoromycetes; Mucorales; Mucoraceae. The coding region runs from base 1 to 702 and encodes 233 amino acids. The transcript has a single exon. The record is from RefSeq and is a predicted model, not a curated record.